AUGCCCACCUCUCACAAGAAGCUUGCUGCUGCCCGUGCAAGAGCAGCACAAUGGCAAACUCAGUCUCUGACAUCUGAACAUAGCAAUUCCACUCCCACCACCGAAAAACCAUCUCCACUACUCCCAACACAUGCUGUGGAGGCACCUGAAAGCUUCGACAUUGAAUUCUGUCCAAUAGAGCUGGGCCUCGAAUGUCUUUCUGACUGUGGUUAUAUGGGUGGUGUCAGCUGUUGGUCAGAUGAUGAUAUUAUUGAGUACCAACCAGACACAUUUUCGAAAAGUACUCUGUCAGACUGCGAAAGCCUCUGUGAGCUCGAGGGAGAUGAUUUGGAGUACAAUUUAAGGCAACUCACAGCAAACACCAAUUCAAAAGCCCUCGAGUUGACAGCAGAUGAGGCUGACACAUUGUUCAAGAUCAUUUUGAGGCCGACGACAAAUGUGAUUUGGAGGAAGGCGGAACAUAAUAGAUUGCUGGGAUACAAUGGACUGUCAGAUCAUUCUCGGUGUUGGAGGGAUAAGCUGGCCCAAGACCAAGCUGAACACCGAAAAAAGAUGAAGACUUCAUAUGUGUCAAUUCAAAUAGCUUGCGACUUGAAAAUGUGUUCUGAUACAUACCUGAGCAGAGACAAUCCACAGGUUGCAUUUAUGCAGCAGUGGUGUGUACCCAAAGACUCGAACCAUACACCCAAAGACUCAAACACUACGUCCGAUGUUGAACGAAAUACACAUACACACAGUGCACUGGCAGUUGAUUUUUCUGGUUACCUUUCCGACGAGUCCGAGGAUAAUUUUGACUCAGAUACCGACAGUGAACACAAGGAUGAAUACAGAGUUACAGGAAGUAGUCGAGAUGUAAGCAGCCACUUGCCUGCUGUUCCACUGCUCAAGCGGCGCAAGCUCGAGAUCCCUUUUUGCAUGGAGCGGAAAAAUGCGAAGGAAAGGCAUGCAGAUGAGAGGCGUGUGGCAUUGGAGGCAAUUGAAAAGCUGUUGAAGUCGAAGAAAACAAACUUUGUUGGUGGUCCAGAUGGUUUGCAAGCAAAACGAACACGUACCAUUCAAAGCCAUCUUGCUCUCAUUGUGAAGAGAGGCCACUCUUCAAUUGAAGCAUCUGAACGUGCUGCUGAAAGUCAUGGGUUCGCAACUGUCUGGGGCAGCCAUCAACUGUGCAGCUGGACCCAUAACUGGGUGACCAAACAGGAGCUCCCUCGUUCAUUGACUGGUCAUCAUGCCAAGGUGUAUUCAUUGCUUGAUGACCCAGCAUUAGCUGCUGAGCUUCGCACUUAUGUUCAUUCGAACAAGUGGGCAAUCAAUCCUGAAAAGCUGGCAGAGUUCUCAAAGAGCAAGUUGAUACCCUCAGAAGCAGAAAAAUACCUUCACACCAUUGUCAAUGACGGGAUGCCCCAUGGAUUGAAGCAUUACAUGGAACUGGAGUUGUUUCCUCAAAUUCACCUCAAAAUCGGACGUGGAAUUUCACUUGUCACCGGUCACCGAUGGUUGCAUCGAGAAGGUUUUCGAUACAUGUCCCAUCGAAAAGGCCUUUACUUUGAUGGGACGACCGGCCUGAUGUUGUCUCUUAUCGUCAAGAGCAUUUCUUGCCAAUGA
Suillus fuscotomentosus is the source of this 1602-nucleotide messenger RNA. RefSeq lists its product as uncharacterized. The record is from RefSeq and is a predicted model, not a curated record. The transcript has a single exon. Bases 1 to 1602 code for a protein of 533 amino acids. Lineage: Eukaryota; Fungi; Basidiomycota; Agaricomycetes; Boletales; Suillaceae.